AUGAAACGAAGAAACUCUCGAAUGGUAAUCAACAGUCAAAAUGACCAAGAUGAUGACAUGUCGAAGAUGGCAGUCGAUGAACUCAUUCGUUUACAAUCAAACUUAACUGCGAUCGAUAAUGAAAUUUUCGAUCAAGUCCUACCGCACGAACUAGCGGAUAAUGACGACGCCGAACUCGAAGUAACCGCAGGUGUUGGUGGACAAGAAGCAAUGCUAUUUGCCAAAGAGUUGUUUCACAUGUAUGAAAACUACGCCGGUUUUCGUAAAUGGUCUUUCGAAGUAAUUGAAUACGAUCAAACAGAUAUCGGUGGUUUACGACAAGGAAAAGCGUUUCUUAACGGUUUGGACGUAUUCAAAAGUUUGAAAUACGAAUGUGGUGUUCAUCGAGUGCAGCGUGUUCCACAGACAGAAAAAAGCGGAAGAAUUCACACGAGUACGGUAACGGUUGCCGUUUUACCUCAACCGAAAGAUAUCAAAAUUGAACUUCCUGCUAAAGAUUUACUAGCUGAACCUAUUCGAGCGCGAGGCCCCGGUGGUCAACAUGUGAAUAAAAGUGAAUCCGGUUGUCGAUUGACUCAUUUGCCUACGGGUACUGUUCUCGAACGACAAGAUGAACGCUUUUUCAAUUUGAAUAAAAAUCUUGCCAUCAAAGCUAUGAAAAACAAACUUUAUCAAAUGCAGUACGAUGAACAGCAAGCUCUAUUACAACGAACUCGAAAGCAGCAAACUGGUAGUGGAAAUCGUAAUGAAAAAAUUCGAACAUACAAUAUUCCCCAAAAUCGUAUUUCUGACGAACGUUUGGAAGAAAAUGUGCAUCACGUCAGCGAAUUUCUCCACGGUACUCAUCGUCUACAUGCGAUGAUUGAAGAAUUAAAACAACAAGAUAGAUUACAUCGUUUUAUUGAAUUGACAAAUAAAUCUUCGUCGUAG
Molecule: messenger RNA, 930 nt
Organism: Adineta ricciae
Lineage: Eukaryota; Metazoa; Rotifera; Eurotatoria; Adinetida; Adinetidae
Source: the annotation of a GenBank genome assembly